AUGGGGCCCAAGAGCAGGAUCAUCAUAGUGGACCAAGUCAUGCCCGAGGCGGGUGUUCUGAGCAGCAUUGAGGAACAGCGCAAGGAUGCUGGACAUCGAGAUGAUGUUAGCUUCCACAGCCUGGGGAGGGACGAAGAGGGCUGGCAGUCGUUGAUCAAGCAGGCCGAUGAAAGGCUAGAGCUGCAUAGUAUCAGGAAAAUAACAGAGAACAUCCUUGCUGUCCUGGAGGUUGGAUUGAAGCAAAACAAUGAGUAG
Cladophialophora carrionii CBS 160.54 is the source of this 255-nucleotide messenger RNA. RefSeq lists its product as uncharacterized. The record is from RefSeq and is a predicted model, not a curated record. The transcript is spliced from 3 exons. NCBI's taxonomy places the organism in Eukaryota, Fungi, Ascomycota, Eurotiomycetes, Chaetothyriales, Herpotrichiellaceae. Bases 1 to 255 code for a protein of 84 amino acids.